Molecule: messenger RNA, 1044 nt
Organism: Medicago truncatula (barrel medic)
Lineage: Eukaryota; Viridiplantae; Streptophyta; Magnoliopsida; Fabales; Fabaceae
Exons: 1
Coding region: 1-1044 (347 amino acids)
Source: RefSeq, a predicted model, not a curated record
AUGUACUCCAAAGGAGUUAGGAGGGUGGGUGCUUUUAAUGUAGCUUUGUUAGGAAAGUGGUGUUGGAGGAUGUUGGUUGAUAAGGAAGGGUUGUGGUACCGGGUCUUGAAAGCUCGUUACGGGAAGGAGGGAGGGAGGUUGAAGGAGGGUGGCAGCCAUUGCUCGGCUUGGUGGCGGUCUUUAUGUAGAAUUCGCGAGGGGAUUGGUGAGCGGGUAGGAAGUUGGUUUGAAAAUAACACUCGUAGGGUGGUUGGGGAUGGCAAUGAUACUUUAUUCUGGCAUGACAUUUGGGUGGGGGAAAUUUCUCUAAAAUUUAAAUUUCCCCGCCUUUUUGAUUUCGCCUUGAAUAAGGAGUGUUUGGUGGAGGACAUGAGGAGGAGGUUGGGGGCAGAUGGUGAGGGGGAGGGGUUGUGGCGUAGGCGUUUAUUAGCUUGGGAGGAGGAGGGUGUGAGGGAGUGUUCUGUUUUAUUACAGAACAUUGUUUUGCAGGAUAGUGUUCACGAUGUUUGGAGGUGGUCGUUAGACCCUGUUCAUGGCUAUUUGGUGCGGGAAGCAUAUCGCUUCCUAACAAAUUACGGCGAGUCAGCGGAUGGGAAUCUUGUUGACGACAUCUGGCAUAAAAACAUUCCUUCAAAGGUGUCUUUGUUUAUGUGGCGCCUUCUUCGCAAUAGAAUUCCAACAAAAGACAACUUGGUGCGACGGCGUGUCAUUCAUCAAGAUGAUGCGACAUGUGUGUCAGGUUGCGGGAAUGCGGAAACGACAACACAUCUUUUUUUAGGAUGUGAAAUUUUCAGUUCUCUUUGGUCUCAUGUGUGGCAUUGGUUAGGUAUCUCUUCAGUUUUUUCUGGUGAUCUUCAACAACAUUUUGUUCAAUUUACAUAUAUGGCGGGCAUGCCUAGAUACACUCAUUCGUUCUUCACAACUAUUUGGUUUGCCUCUAUUUGGGUGAUUUGGAAAGAGAGGAAUUACCGUGUAUUCCAAAACACUGCUUCCGAUCCUUCUAUCCUCAUCGAAAAGGUUAAACUAAACUUUUUUUAUGGCUGA